AGCCGGUGUGAGGCGGUGCCCACUGUGUUCGCGUCCCUCGGGCAGUAGAGCCAUGGAGCCCGGGGCUGCUGAGCUUUAUGACCAGGCCCUGCUGGGCAUCCUGCAGCACGUGGGCAAUGUCCAGGACUUUCUGCGCGUGCUCUUCGGCUUUCUCUACCGCAAGACCGACUUCUACCGCCUGCUGCGCCAUCCUACUGACCGCAUGGGCUUCCCGCCCGGGGCCGCACAGGCCCUGGUGUUGCAGGUCUUUAAAACAUUUGAUCACAUGGCCCGCCAGGAUGAUGAGAAAAGGAAGAAGGAACUGGAAGAGAAAAUCAGAAAAAAGGAGGAAGAGGCCAAGGCAGUGGCAGCUGCCACAGCUGAGAAGGAAGCUGUGCCAGUCCCAGUGCAGGAGGUGGAGAUUGAUGCUACCACAGCGUUGAGUGGACCUCGGGAAGUAGAAAAGGAGGAGCUCCCAGGCCCACAGGGCCCCGAGCGCAAAGUGACCCAUGGCUCGGAGGAGGCAGAAGCUCCAGGAACAGCUAGCAGUGCUGCUGAAGGCCCUAAGGACCCUCCUGUGCUCCCCAGGAUCCAGGAGCAGUUCCAGAAAAAUCCUGACAGUUACAAUGGUGCCAUUCGUGAGAACUAUACCUGGUCGCAAGACUACACUGACCUGGAGGUCAGGGUGCCAGUGCCCAAGCAUGUGGUGAAGGGGAAGCAGGUCUCUGUGGCCCUUAGCAGUGGCUCCAUCCGCGUGGCCAUGUUGGAAGAAAAUGGAGAGCGGGUCCUCAUGGAAGGGAAGCUCACUCACAAGAUCAACACCGAGAGUUCCCUCUGGAGCCUUGAGCCGGGCAAGUGUGUUUUGGUGCCUUCCUGGAAGGAACGUCCCACAACAUUCCCGUUGGCCCAAACUCAAUCACACGGGCAGCUGCGAGGAGUAAAGCCAUCCUCACUGGGCACAGUGCUUCCCUGAAUAGAAAUGAGGUUCCGUUACUAAGGAAGGAAAGGGAUAUAAAUGCUGGUGAGUCAUCGGCACAGAUCGGGGGAUGCUGAGGUAAGUUUAUUCACACUGAGGGUGAAGUUUUUCUGUGAGGACAUUUUGGGAGCACUGUUCAGUCAGUGACAGUCUGGGGUCCCUCUGGGAAAUUAUUAUGUUCUGGGACCAGGCAGAUAAAAGAGGACCUGGAAAAUGAAAGUGUAUCCAGGAAAUGAUGAGGUCACAGUGACCUUGUAGAGGGCACCUAAUUCUGACCCAAUGAAUGGUUCAGAGUGACUUUCUAAACCACUGAGAAAAGAGGCCAGGAGGCAGGUGCUCACUUUAGCAGUGCUUAUGCCCUGUCAGUAAGUAGAAACUGGCUGCAAGGUCAGGUGUCCCAACCUGUCGGGAGGUGGGACCUCAUAGGAACCUAAGAUCUUGACAUUUGGUAUGUUGGUGACAAUGUGGGAAGCCCUGGGAUGAGAGGGAACAUCCUUGCAGGACGCCUGCAGGUGGACCACAGACACACCUGGGUACCUCAGGAGACACUAGACACGGUCCUUAGCAAAGUAGAGAGGACGACCAUGGUCCUGUGCUGCUGGGGGGCUGAGGCCAGGCUGCUACUUCAGAGGACUUGCCUAGUCUUAGAAAGUAACUCAGGGUAAAGGGCCGGUACAAUGUUCUUUACUCUCAAAUGGUUCAUAAACAAACAUUAUUAUGUUGUAUGCCAACACAUAGAGUGCAAGAGCUGCUAAAUGCCUGUGUGGCUCUCUGUACUUUGAGCAAUGUGUAAAUUUGAAGUUAUUUGUAAAUAAAUGAGUGGUAUUGCAAGCAUACAAGGAAACUCAGCAUCAUUAGGGGGGAAAAGUCAAAAUUACAGUGAGAGGCCUUAUAUACCUGUGAGAGUGGCUAAGAAGCCCACAGUGCUCAAUUUGAAGGAGCUGUGGUACCCUGAACUCACUGCUGCCGUGAGCGCCAGGCGGUGGGCAUAGCCAGUGUGCUCACAUUGCAUAACAACCUACUCUAUGCUCCCAAGAGGUGGAAACACACAGAUCCUCACGAUAGCUUCCUGCCCAACUGCCAAACCUUAGGAACAUCUCCAUGGCCAUGGACAGAUAGUGUUCACCUACGUCAUGGAAUAGUCUUGCCAAGCGUCAUAGUCCACAGGAUCCAGAAAGGACGUGUGUGACAAGCUCACAAGCUGUGGGUUUCAUGGGGAAGACACCCUGGACCUGGACAAGCUGGAUGGCAAGAUGAGCAAUGCAGAAUGGAGUGGAGGGAGGGGCCUGGCUGUGGGUGGGCUGCAGUGGAGGAGAUGAAACUGCAGCAGGGCGAGUUUUGCUGUGUGCAAACUACACCUCCACAAGUCCAACUUGUUACAGAGUAACAAAAUGUUAAAACAAACACAGCUAAUUUAAGCAAGCCAUGGGAGUCCUUUUGCCUGGGUGUGGUCUUUAGCCAGGAACCCUUGAGGCCUGUUACAUGAACAUUUUUUCUUUGUUCUCACACAACUCUGAUUCUGUCUUCAGUAUCAAUAACACCCUACCCCACCUUCUCAGAACUGAGUGUAUUCUAACCACUUUAAGUAGUUUAUUUGGAAGAUUAAAUGCCCAAAGUGUCUUACCUGGGUUCCAUAGAAGUAUCACUCCAAGGAAGUCAGUGAUGCUUAGAACUUGUCAGCUAACUUGUCAACUUCUGGGACAUGAAGCUAUUUAAAAAAUAAAGGAUAGGUCCUAGGUGUGAGGAUAAGGAGCCAGACAGAACAGCACAUGAAAUGCUUUGUGGAAAAGGAGGCCAGGCCAGUGAAGGGUGAGGAGAAUCACACUAGCACUGCAGCCUUACUUAAUCUUUGACUGCCCACUCAGAGCAUUCACAAAAUUUUUAGAAAUACCGUCUUGGAUUUUCCAAGCAUCUUUGGUGUGGUCUGCUGCCCCAGAUUCAAGAGCAUCCUGGACCUUAGGAGAGAGGUCACUGAGGAAAAUACUGGCCCGUGUAUGCUUGUAUGUAGCCAGGCAAAGGAAUAACGAUUAAGCUGCUGCAUCCCUGAAAAUAGCUAUAACAACAACCAAAAAUCCCAAAUGUCCACGAGGGAGCAGAUGGAGCCUUUCCUUGUGCAGCACCAGGAUGUCCAGCUCCAAUGGAAAACAAUGAGGUGGAUUCUUGAAACCUGCAGUAGAGGUGCCAAGUGAGCCAGCAGUUCCAUUCGUAGGUAAAUGCCAAAGGAGCCGAAAGGGGGAGAAUGGAUGGUUAGGUUGUGGUAAGUUUAUCCUGUGGAAUGCUUUCAGCACGGAGAGGAAUGAAGUUCUGCUACAAGCCACAGUACGAUGUCCUUCAGAAACUCUAUAAUAAGUGAAAUAAGUCAACACAGCAAUAUAAGGUUUCAUUUGUGUGACAUCUGAUGAGACCAGUAAUUGUGCCAGAGGUGUCGGAGAAGAUAUUUAAGAGACUUUAUUAUGGUAAAAUGAAGAGCGACUACAACUGGCUGUAGGCUUCUUUCUGGAGUGAUGUUUGAGGGUAUAGACAUGACGGCUGGUUGCAUACCAUCGUGGAUGUGCCAAAUGCCAUUCGACUGUUCACCUUUGGGGAAAAAAAGUGUUAUGUAAUUUCACAAUAAAAAAAUUGUUUUUAAAACAA
Molecule: messenger RNA, 3589 nt
Organism: Rattus norvegicus (Norway rat)
Lineage: Eukaryota; Metazoa; Chordata; Mammalia; Rodentia; Muridae
Gene: Nudcd3
Product: NudC domain containing 3
Exons: 5
Coding region: 53-952 (299 amino acids)
Biological process (GO): protein localization to pericentriolar material; cilium assembly
Cellular component (GO): cytoplasmic dynein complex
Source: RefSeq, marked validated